Eriocheir sinensis (Chinese mitten crab) is the source of this 3996-nucleotide messenger RNA. RefSeq names its product kinesin-like protein KIF3A (gene Klp64D). Gene Ontology annotation, biological process: microtubule-based movement. The record is from RefSeq and is a predicted model, not a curated record. Gene Ontology annotation, molecular function: microtubule binding; ATP binding; microtubule motor activity. Bases 160 to 2220 code for a protein of 686 amino acids. The transcript is spliced from 12 exons. Lineage: Eukaryota; Metazoa; Arthropoda; Malacostraca; Decapoda; Varunidae.
AGGCGGGGACGGGCCUGGCGCCACAUUCCAGCCGUCAUGUGUGGAGGGGCGGCCGAGGCGUGGCGGGCGGCCGUGUUUUCUGUCCCUGUUCUCGGUAAUAAUUAAGACGCCAGCCACACACGCCUCAGAGCCUUGCCGCCGUGGAGCCAGCCCGUAAAAAUGGCGCCGGACAAGGACCGAGAGGCGGCUCUGCGAGACCGGGAAAAUGUCCGCGUGGUGGUGCGUGUGCGACCACUGAGUGAGAAGGAGGCACAGGCUGGCUACCCAAGUAUUGUGAAGUGUGAUGACCUCAACUGCUCCCUCCUGGUGACAAACCCAGCCGCCCAGGAUGGAGAACCUCCCAAAGUAUUCACCUUCGACUCGGUGUUUGGCCAGGACUCAAAACAAAUGGAUGUUUACAACCUUGCUGCUCGUCCCAUUGUUGAAAAUGUCCUCGAAGGCUAUAAUGGGACCAUCUUUGCCUAUGGCCAAACCGGCACAGGCAAGACUUUCACCAUGGAGGGAGUGAGGACUGUGCCAGAACUCAAGGGAAUCAUUCCAAACUCCUUCGCACACAUCUUUGGCCAUAUUGCCAAGGCUGAGGAGGACAAAAAAUUCCUGGUACGUGUCUCUUACUUGGAGAUCUACAAUGAGGAGGUGCGUGACCUCCUCCGCCAGGACCAGUCUGUGCGGCUGGAGGUGAAGGAGCGGCCUGACGUGGGGGUGUACGUGAAGGACCUGCUGACCCAUGUUGUGCACAAUGCUGGGGAGAUGGACAGAAUCAUGACCCUUGGCAAUAAGAACAGAGCGGUCGGGGCCACCAACAUGAACACACACAGUUCCCGUUCACAUGCCAUCUUCACCAUCACCAUUGAGUGUGCUGAGCGGGGCCUUGAUGGACAGCAGCACUGGAGGGUCGGGAAGCUGCACCUUGUUGAUCUAGCUGGUUCAGAAAGACAAAGCAAGACUGGAGCAACAGGACAGAGGCUGAAGGAGGCUAGCAAGAUCAACCUGUCCCUUUCCACGUUGGGCAAUGUCAUCUCUGCCCUGGUGGACGGCCGCUCAACACACAUCCCCUACCGGAACUCCAAGCUGACCAGGCUGCUGCAGGACUCCCUCGGGGGAAACUCCAAGACUGUCAUGUGUGCCAACAUUGGGCCAGCGAGUUACAACUAUGACGAGACCAUCAGCACCCUGAGGUAUGCCAAUCGGGCGAAGAACAUUUGUAACAAGGCCAAGAUCAAUGAGGACCCCAAAGAUGCCCUUCUCCGGAAGCUGCAGGAUGAGAUUAAGAGUCUCCGUGACCAGCUUGAAGAUGAGGAUGAAACAGAUGGCUCGGAGGAAGAGGAUCAGGAGGGAGAAGAGAAACCGAAGAAGAAGAAGAAGAAAUUGAAAGAAGAGGAGGUGGAAGCCAUCAAGAAGAAGAUAGAGGAGGAGAGGAAGAUGCUGGCUGAGAGGAAGGACUUGGAGGAGGAGGAGAGGAACAAAGUAAAGAGUGAUCUUGACAGACAUGAAAAGGAGGUCAAGAAGGCACUGAAGGAGCAGGAGGCCCUGAAACAGCGCCUUCAGGGGCUUGAACGGAAGAUCCUGGUAGGUGGUGAGAAUCUCUUGGAGAAGGCAGAGGAGCAAGAGCGGUUACUUGAGGAAUCUGCUAAAGAGUUGGAGGAGAGGCGAAGACAUGAGGAGCAGCUGAGACGUGCCAUCACGCAGAAAGAGGCAGAAAGAAUUGACUUGGAGGAGAGGUACACCAGCCUGCAGGAGGAGGCAGCCGGCAAGACCCGCAAACUGAAGAAGGUCUGGACACUCCUUAUGGCGGCUAAGUCAGAACUUGGGGACAUGCAGGCAGAGCACCAGCGGGAAAUGGAGGCACUGCUGGAGUCUGUGAGGCACCUCUCAAGAGAACAUAAACUGCACCAGCUUAUCAUUGACUCCUUCAUCCCUCUUGACUACCAGGAGAUGAUAGAGCGAUACGUACACUGGAAUGAGGACAUUGGGGAAUGGCAGCUGAAAUGUGUUGCUUACACAGGGAACAAUAUGAGGAAACAGCUAGAUACUGGGGAUAAUGAAAAAGAAAAUAUGAACCAAGAGAGUGAGAUGUGGCAGGUAUACAAGACUUACAGCCCCGAGGUGUAUUCCCGCCCCCCUCCCACCACCAUGGCUGCCACCAAGCCUCGUAGGAAAAAGUCUGGCAUACCCCGGCCCAAGCACAGCAGGUCAGCCCGGAAGGGGGACAAAAACUAGCAGUAGGGAACAAGAUAACUGAAAUUCAGGUAGAAAGGUGUCUGAAUGCUGGGCUUGUAUUGCCCUUGAUAGUGCUUUAUGGGGGGAAGGUCAGGCUUGUGAUCUUACUUGGCUUGCUGGCUAGUGAGACCAAGGUGCUGGGGCUGUAGCAGGCAGGGAAGAAACCAGCAGGACUUUCUAUGUGACAACUUUAUGUGUUUGUCUUCAGGAGAUGUCAAGAGGGAAUCUCGUCACUGUCCUAUUUAUGAAUUUUAUAUAUUGUAUAUAAUCAUGAGUAUCUGUUGCAGAUACACAUACAAAUGCAUGUGCACACACACACACACACACACACACUGUGGUCUACUUUUUUAUCGGUGAAAAUGUGGUCGUCCACAGAGGUACCCCUUUCCCACUGAUUGGUUGAUAAUGUAUAUAAUGUCAUUUUUCUUUAAAUAUUUACCAGUUAAUGUGAACCAAUACUUAUCUACUAGCUCAUGUCUCUCUCUUCAAUAUAUUUUGCCAACUAAAUAUGAUAACAAGUAAAGAGACUAUGAAGUAAUGUGCUGGUAGGUAUAAGUCUUGAUUUGUUGACAUUAGUCACUCAUGUCAGCAAUACAAGCUCAAAUAAAAUGAUGCCUUUAGGCUUUGUAUAUUCAAUCAGCUAGCAGCAAACUUUCCAUGGAAAAAGGGCAUCUCUGUGGGCGAGUGCAUUUUUGCUUCGAUAAAAAAAAAGGUUAUAAUAUCAAACAGACAAAUCAAGUACAUUAUUGCAGGUACAGAAUAGAAUGUCUCCCAGCCAAGCAUAACACCCAGUGAGCUGUGCUGCAGUUCUAGUGACACGCACACACACACAGUGGUCCUUUAGCUCACUGUAUGGCAGCUUUGGUGUCAGUUUUGCUAGGAAAACUGUACUCACUGCUGCUUUGUUUGGGAAAAUCUCUGUACUUGCUGUCCAUGUCAUCGUUGAUGUCUUCAUGGUGGACGUGUCAGAAUACUACAGUAACAGGCAUUCCUGCAGGAACCAAUAUGCCUCCUGGUAUCAUUAAGAUCUACUAUCUAAUUGUUUGUUGAGGUCUCCUUCACACCUUGUUUUUAUGCUUAUCCUCUUUUUUAUAUUCUUUUACACGAAUCGUUUUCUACUUUAGCAUUUUCACAACCUUUUUCUCAGCUAACCUUUAGACAAGAGAAAAAUAGUUAAUGUAUGAAAUGGUGAAACACAGAGGGCCAAUAUUAAGAUUUUCACCCACCUAGGCACACCACUAGCUAACAGUCAAAGAUGAAACAUGGUGCUUUAGUCUGGAAUCUCUUGUGAACAUAAAGAUCUAUUGCUACCUGUUUGAAUGGUGAAGUCAAAGCAGGGGCAGUGUCCCUACUAUGCUUCUUGCUGUGUCCAUCUGUGUCUCAAGAGCUAUGGUGUAGGGGAGGGUGACACAGAUUGGGGUGUAGCUGGUAUCUCACAUUAGUGUGCUGAAGUAUUACAGGUUGGUGUAGUGGUUUCCAAUCUGGUGCAACUAACUAGCUUUAUUAUGAAUUUUUGAAGAAGUGAUGCUAGUUGUAUUUUCAAGAGAAUUUUUAAGGUCUGUGUUAUUGUGGAGUAUUACGAGUUUAAUGCUCAAGACAUUCACAAUCUAGUCAUUUGCUUAGUCAGGUCAAGCAGCUGUAAUCUCAGAUUCUUUUGGUAUAUUUAGUUGAAUUAUGUUAAUUCACUUUGUUGAUUUUUCUUUCAGGGACAUUGUUUUGCAAUAUAUGAGCUAUUUAAAUUAAUGCAUUUUGCCACAAUAAAAUUAUUCUUUGUAU